Molecule: messenger RNA, 1361 nt
Organism: Phragmites australis (common reed)
Lineage: Eukaryota; Viridiplantae; Streptophyta; Magnoliopsida; Poales; Poaceae
Product: phosphopantetheine adenylyltransferase 2-like
Exons: 5
Coding region: 56-1210 (384 amino acids)
Biological process (GO): coenzyme A biosynthetic process
Molecular function (GO): pantetheine-phosphate adenylyltransferase activity; dephospho-CoA kinase activity
Source: RefSeq, a predicted model, not a curated record
UGGUCAUCACCCGUCUCGUUCCCUUCCAUCGCAUUGGCUGCCUCCUCCCGCAGCCAUGGCGGCCUCCUCUCCCGUCCGCCUCCUCGCCGCCGCCUUCACAGCCGCGGGAUACCGGCGCGGAGCCUUCCGAUGCGUCCCCGUGAUCUCCUUCCUAUCCUUCCCCCGCUACCCGCACCGCCACCCGUCAUUCCGCGGCCGCGCCAAUCUCUCCUGCUCCUCCCUCUCGUUCCCCUCCGGCGGCUCCUAUUCGCCGCCAAACUCCGUGCCGUUCAACCUCCUGCCGCCCGACUCCGAGCCAUUCAUCGAGUGGGACCCGCCCCCCCUCGACUCCGCCUCGCCGCUCGGAGGCGGUGGGGCCGGCGAGGGCGCCACGCUGGUGGUGCUGCUCGGCUGGCUCGGCGCGCGUCAGAAGCACCUGCGCCGCUACGCCGAGCUCUACCGCGAGCGCGGGGUCGGCGCGGUGCGGUUCGUGGUGCCCGUGCGCGAGCUCUUCGGGCUCGACCUCGGACGCCGCGUCGAUCGCAGGGUCGCCGACCUCGCCGCCGAGAUUGCGGCCUGGUGCGACGCCGACCGACGCCGCACGCUCCUCUUCCACACCUUCAGCAACACCGGAUGGCUCGCCUAUGGUGCUGUACUGGAGAAUCUACAAUCAAGAGCUGAUAUAGCAGACAGAAUAAGAGGAUGUAUUGUUGACUCUGCACCAGUUCUAGAGAUAAGACCAGAGGUCUGGGCGGCUGGGUUCUCUGCUGCAAUGUUGAAGAAAAGUAGUUCCAUGACAGGAUCCUCAGCUGAAUCUCUUGAUGGACCUAUUUUGAAUGACACCUUGAACAGUGUUAGCUAUAAUAUGAUGCGACCAUCAUGGGGUGAAUGUUUUCUUUUGUCAACUCUCCAGAAAUUUUUUGAGAUUAUUCUUCACGUACCUGACGUAAACCAGAGACUGUGCAAGGUUCUCUCGAUUCUUUCAGAUAAGCAGCCUUCUUGCCCCCAGUUCUACCUGUACAGCUCAGCUGAUCGAGUGAUACCAGCUGAUUGUGUAGAGAGCUUCAUCGACUUGCAGAAAUCGCUAGGUCGGAGCGUAUUUGCCCACAAUUUUGUCUCGUCGCCCCACGUGGACCACUACAGGAGCUUCCCCCAUGUCUACUCAGCCAAGAUUGAUGAGUUUCUGAAGAUUUGCUCCACAGCUAGAGUAUCAUGUCCAGUCUCCGGCUAACAGGCCUGGUCAAACGGAGACCGGGGGCGCGGCAGUAUAACUGGGGCUGCACCAAGCGCGCCAGGCGCGAACCAACCCCCCCCCCCCCCCCUCCUGCCGUGCGUAUACCAUGGCCAUGGAAGGGUCAGGAAGUGGAGGAGAAGCCGACGCG